AUGGCAGGGGCAAUCAUAGAGAACAUGAGCACUAAGAAAUUGGUUUUCUUGGGUAUUUUUAUUCUUGUUUUCCAAAUUCUUUCCAUCUCGAUUGGAGCUUUGAUUGCUCCCAAUCCCACCAGUGCUAUCUGCUACUUGGCCACCAAAUGUAUAAAUCGCCACCGGUCACGUGGCUGGCUCAUGCCGUGGGGGUCUAAUCGUUGCCAGCAGGUCAAGAGCUUUGACGAACCUUUGGCCAAAACUCUGGAUGCCAACGACAUUGUUUUUGCCGUUCAUCUGCCUCUUCCCAACAUGAAGAUGAGCCCCUGGUUCCAGUACGUGCUGGCAGUUCUUCAAUUUGACAUUGCAUUCAAAAUGAUCAAUCAGAUUGAAGAUGAUGUUAUCAUCACUAUUGACGCUGGUAUCGCAUACAGAGAUGAUGUGAUGUCUGAGUGGACCACACAGUUUCACUCGGUGGAGCAAAGGCCUCUCAAGUGCAUGUUAGGAGUCCCUAAGACGUAUGAAAACGAAGGCCGCUUUUAUCACUGUGACCCCAUACCCUUCAUGGAACUGGGUACUGUUGCCCACAAGUACUUUUUAAUUAACCUGCGCUUGCCAGUGAAUGACACAAUGAAUGUUGGCAUUGGAGAAAUAAAGGACAUCCAUAUGGUGGGCAUCCACCAGAACGGAGGCUUUACUAAAGUGUGGAUCAGCAUCAAGACUGUAUUCAGUCCCUGGAUACUUGUGGCAACAGCCUGGUACUGGUACAGAAUCAGUCUGAUGGCCAGACCUCCAGUCCUUUUGGAAAAGGUGAUCUUUGCUCUGGGUGUCUCCAUGACCUUCCUGAAUAUUCCGGUAGAGUGGCUCUCCCUUGCCUUUGAGUGGACGUGGAUGCUGCUGUUUGAGGAUGUACAGCAGGGCGUCUUCUACUCCACACUAUUCUGUUUCUGGGUCAUCUUCUGUGGUGAACACCUCAUGGACCAAAGUCAGAGGAAUCGUCUCUCAGCGUACUGGUGGCAGGUCGGGCUUGUGGUGUUCGGAUCAUCCGUCCUCCUCAUAUUUGACCUGAGUGAAAGGGGCGUUCAUUUGACCAACCCUUUCUACAGUGUGUGGGCAUCAGACAUCGGGACAAAGAUUUCAUUUACCUUCAUCAUUGUGGCAGGGCUUUCAGUCUCUCUGUAUUUCCUUUCCCUGUGUCACAUGGUGCAUUGUGUGUUCAGGAACAUUGGUGGGAAAGUACAGCGACUUCCUGCAAUGCCAGAGACCAGAAGGCUGUGCUAUAAGGGUAUCAUCUUCAGGUUCAAGUUUUUGAUGUUGGUAACUCUUGCAUGUGCAGCCAUGACUAUCAUCUUCUUCAUCUUAAAUCAAGUCAGUGAAGGCCACUGGCACUGGGGAGACUACACUCUCCAGGUCCACAGUGCUUUUCUCACAGGGAUCUAUGGCAUGUGGAAUCUGUACGUUUUCACCAUCAUCUUCCUCUACGCACCCUCCCACAAGCACAAGUCGGGAGACUGUCAACCAACAGAUGCGAUGGAGGAGCCAGAAAGUCCAGAGACACAGCUGACGUGUGGAGAGCAGGGACCAACAGAGACAUACAGGAUGACGGGGAAGGUGGCUGAGGAUUAA
Messenger RNA from Paralichthys olivaceus (Japanese flounder), 1605 nucleotides. Its product is annotated as protein wntless homolog. The record is from RefSeq and is a predicted model, not a curated record. Gene Ontology annotation, cellular component: endomembrane system; organelle membrane. NCBI's taxonomy places the organism in Eukaryota, Metazoa, Chordata, Actinopteri, Pleuronectiformes, Paralichthyidae. Gene Ontology annotation, biological process: Wnt signaling pathway; Wnt protein secretion; intracellular protein transport. Gene Ontology annotation, molecular function: Wnt-protein binding.